Verticillium alfalfae VaMs.102 is the source of this 993-nucleotide messenger RNA. Its product is annotated as ZnF3. NCBI's taxonomy places the organism in Eukaryota, Fungi, Ascomycota, Sordariomycetes, Glomerellales, Plectosphaerellaceae. Bases 1 to 993 code for a protein of 330 amino acids. The transcript is spliced from 3 exons. Gene Ontology annotation, cellular component: nucleus. The record is from RefSeq and is a predicted model, not a curated record.
AUGACCACCCAGAGCCUGGCACCGCGAGUCGUCGGCGCAAAUGUCAGACGAAGGAUGGCCGGCGCGCAUGUGUGCACUGCGAGGAGAGAGGCAUACCAUGUGUCCAAGGCCCGCCAGAGGCGCUACUAUGACCAGCGUGCUCACAACGCAGCCAAAGGACUCGCUAGUGCCAGGACGAGUGCCUUUAGCCACGGCUCUCAACUUCUGGCGCAGAUGAUCAAGGUCAAUAGGAUCCUGCUGGAAAUCAACAACUUCAACCAGCGAUGCGUCACCGAGAACCCGACCUGGGAGACUUUAAGCCACGGUGUCGACGUGCUGACGGCGCGGCUGGAUGACUGGGUUGCUAAUCUACCGCCGAAUAUGCACGAUACGCCCGAGAACUUUGCCUGGUUCGCGUCGAGGGGCCUCGGACGAAUAUUUGCGGCGGUGUACCUCGGCUACUAUCACUUCGGGCAGCUGCUGUACUACCAGUUCCUGCACGGCGCAGCCAUCGACGCGCCACUAUCACCAGAAGAUUCCAGGGGCACCAUGGCGACAGAGUCGCCGUCGGCGAUGCGGCGGCAAGAAUAUGCGCAGAGAACCAAGGAGCAUGCGGGCCGGUUAUGCGAAAUGGUGUAUCGGUCACAGGCAACCGCGGGGGCUGAUGUCCGCUAUACGAUGACCUCGCACGUCUUGGUUAUUGCAUCCACGGUGCAGAUUCACACUCUUCUGUUCAGUGGCGAUGAAGAUGACAUCGGCGUGGCUCGAUCGAGGCUGGAACGAAACUUUGAGCUCUUGCUGCGACUACAGUGCUACUGGCCGACAGUCGAUCGCGCCAUCAGUCGUCUGAGGGCCUUCCAUGCGACGGCUCGUACAAGUGUGGAUUCGAGCUUCGUCUUGGAUCGGUGGAUGCUACGCUUCAUGGUUGAGUUUGCCGAGAGCAUGGAGGAGAAGGAGGCGGAAGCAUGGCGCGGCGGCAGCGAGGAGAUGGAGGCGCUCUGGAACCGGCAAUAA